UGUUUCCCACCCAAAACAAAUGAAAUGAAGGAUCAUUCCGCCAUGAAUCCAAUUUUCUGGUACCGUUGUUCCUUGCAUCGCCGUACCUAUUUACAAGGCAAUCGCUCAUGGACCGGGAAUUACAAAAAAAUUCAUUUCAAAUGCCUACAGCACCUGGCCCUCCCUUCUGGAAAACAAAAAAAAACUUUUAUAGAGCAAGCUAAACAGGAAUACGCUACAUUCAACAAUGGUUCAAGUGUGGGAGAUUCUAUUGUCGACGAGAUUCUUAAACAUGAAUUGGAGAAACAUGAUGCAAUCAUGAACAUUCAACGUAUUCCAAUUGAAUGUAUGAGCGAUGAGGAAGAUUUUGAAUAAACAGUCGC
Messenger RNA from Daphnia pulex (common water flea), 362 nucleotides. RefSeq lists its product as uncharacterized. The transcript has 3 exons. Lineage: Eukaryota; Metazoa; Arthropoda; Branchiopoda; Diplostraca; Daphniidae. Bases 25 to 354 code for a protein of 109 amino acids. The record is from RefSeq and is a predicted model, not a curated record.